AUGGACGCGGUCGCCAUCCCUGGCGGGGCGGCCGCGUUGCCGGCCUGGGCGGUGCUGGCGCUGGAGGCCGCGGCUUUCUUUGGGCCAGGCUGGGGCCCAGGGCAGGCGGCCUGCCCAGACCUCUCGUGCCCUGCCUGCCCAGCGUGCCCAGAGGCGGCGGCGUGCGCGGCCUGCCCGGAGGCCGCGGCCUGCCCGGCUUGCGAGCCGCCUCCCUGCGCGGCUUGCCCGGCCUGCGAGCCGCCGCCGUGCGCGGCCUGCCCGGCCUGCGAGGCGAGGGCGUGCCCGGAGGCGUCGGCUGGCGAGAAGGCGGCUGAGAAGCUCGCUGGAGCGCUGCUUGGAGGCCUGGUGCACUGGCUGGUGGCGAAGGUGGUCACUCGCAGGCAUGGCUGGGUCGUCCUGACCCCAGAUGGUGACAUCUACGCUGAGGACAUGAGCUGUGGGGACCCCGAGACUGGGCCUGCCCGAGCCUUCCCGCUGGCACUGCGGACGCGCAAGAUGCGGAGGCUGUAUCGCUUCCGUGAGGAGCUGGGGCCCGACGAGCUGGCCGACGCGUUGACGCGGGGCCGUCAGGCGGCGCUGGAGAUGGACGCUGCCUUGCCUGAGCCGAGGGAGGCCGUGGCCGUGGGCGGCCAGCGGGUCACCUGGCAGGAGGCUGCUGGUAAGCUGUCGGCCGCGGAGCGGGCCGGCCUGCUGCGCCUGGGCAUGGCCGUGGCUCGCCUGGGCGGGAAGCUGCUGGAGGCUCCUGGUGCGGGUCAGGCCUGGAUCGCCCUCAGCGGCGGGCCCGGCGCUGCGAUCGGAACGGAGGUCGACGUGGCGAAUAUCGAGGGCCUGAGCUUCGAGGACGGGCCCGAGCCGUUCGGUGUGCUGAGGGCCGCCGACGGCGGCAUAGUGCCCGCGGCGCCGCUCGAGGAUGAGGAGCCCGCCGAGCCCAUGGGCGGCACGGCUGCGCCCGAGCUGGCGCUGCCGCCCUUGGCGGAGCCGCUGGGCGAGGAGCGCGACGCCGACGCCCGCACGCUCUGGGUCGACUACGACGAGCAGGGCGAGCGGUUCAAGCGAUGGCGGGACGUGGUAGGCGAGUCGAGGCAGGAGCGCUACCCAGACGCGAAGGUGGACGGACCGCCUGGGGCUCUCCACAUGUGCAAGCACAUGGAAAGGCACGGUGGCGACCCGCGCCUCUGGCUCGACCUCUUCAUUCGCAUGAAGGGCCUCGGGCAGAAUGACCGCGCGGUGCACGAGCUGAGGACCAUCGUGGAGGCCUUGUACCAGGGCGGGGUAUAUGACCAGUUGAACAUGGGCGGCCUGAUGAUGGUGGAGGUGUUGACACGCCGCGUGGCCGCAGUGGUGGAUGCCUACGCGGACCCGUCCAAGCCGAGCUGGACGAACGCACGCUUCUUCGAGGAAGUGAGCUCGGUGGAGGACGUCUCAGGGCCAGAGCUCAGGGGCUACGUCCACCGGCGGGCGAAGGAGCAGCACGAGAUGGAGCAGGCGCAGAAUCGGGCGCGCACGCUACGCGGGGCGCCUUCAGAGACAGUCGACGGAGCAGAGGGAGCUGGAGGUGACGCAGCAGGGGCCCGCAGCUUUCUGCCGCUCCCGCUGCUGGGCGACGCAGGCCGCCGAAUUCGCGGCAGGUCUAGCAGGGCGAGGCAGUUCGGUCGUGAGUCUCGGAUUGCGUUGGAGGUCAACGGGAUCGUCGACGCCAUCAACUGGAUGUCGGGGUACGACUCGCAACCUGGCCCAGCCAAUGGCAUGCAGCGGGAUGUACUUGCACGCUUCGAGGGCCUCGUUCGGGGCCGGCAGCCGGACGCCAAGUUGCAGGAGCCGCAGGCGGCCCUCCGGGAGCUGCUGCGGGGCCGCUCGCCAUAUGACGGGCGCGGCGGCCCGACGACGGUCGCCUCCUACAGUGCAGGGUUCGUCAGCAUGCCGACGGACGUGAGCGACUGCCCGCGUCUUGAGGACCUCUUGCCUGGCGAGGCCCUUACCUUCCUGCGGGAGCGCCAAGAGCGCAUGCUACGAGAGUCACCUUUGCCGACCGACGUCGAGCCGUACUUCGACUCGGUCCUCAAGUUCAACCACAAGGAGUACCGCGGCCUGGUGCGUCGGCUGCUGUCAGCUGGCAUUCUGGGGUGGACUCUGACACCGAAAGAGAGAAUUGGGAUGUUCUUUGUGUGGAAGGAUGGGCGGCGCCGACUUCGCCUCGUAGUCGACGCCCGCCGCGCGAACGCCCACUUCAGGGAUCCUCCUGGGGUGGAGCUAUUGAGCAGCGAGGGCCUCGCCAGAAUCGAGGUGCACAUGCCAGACGCGGGCUUCUCGAGUUACGAGGACCUCCGCGCCGCGCUGGAGGCGCAGCAGGUGUACAUCGGCAUGGCGGACGUGAAGGACUGCUUUCAUCGAAUGCGGAUCGAUUCAGCCCUCUCGCAAUACUUCUGCCUGCCGCCUGUCAAGGCUGGGGCUUUCGGCGUGACCGAGGUCGAGGGGACCAAGGUGCAGGCGUCGACGGCCAUCUACCCUUGCUGGCAGGUCCUGCCCAUGGGCUUCAGCUGGUCUCUCUACUUCGCCCAGCGGGCCAACGAGGAGGUAAGCCGCCGCAGCAGCGCGCUCCUCAGGGGGCCCAGUCUGUCAGACCAUGGGCCACCGCUCGUGUUCGCGCCUGGCAGGGCGCCCCAGGAGGUCAGGCACUACGUGUACGUCGACAACUUGGGGGUAUUCUCGCUAUUCUCUGAGCUCGUGAGCGGCGUGAUGAACCAGCUGACGGGCGAGUUCACCGAGCUGAACCUACUGUUGCACAAGGACGAGCUGGCGCCGGGCAUGGCAGUGGCGCUUGGCACGGAGAUCGACGGCAGCCAGUUGCGCACUCGAGUGACCAGUGAUCGGUUCUGGCGCUGCCGCCAGGCCGUGCGGGGCCUCCUAGCCCGCCGCCGUGUCAAGGGCUGGGCCGUGGAGGCAGUGCUGGGCCACCUAACCUUUUGUGGCCUCUGCUCGCGCGGCACCUUGUCAGCUUUCAAUUCAGUGCACGGCUUUGUGCGAGCCCACUAUGACGAGGCGGCCGUGCUAUGGACCGAGGCGCGGCGAGAGCUGGCCGCCUUCAGCUCCCUGAUGUACUUCCUGGAGUCAGAUUGGUGGCUGCCUUGGAAUCCGAUGGCGCAGCAGUCAGAUGCCAGUCUUCACGGCUACGGACUGGCAAGGGCUUUCUGGCCGCAGGAGCUGGUGGAGUCAGUCGGGCGCGUGCCUGAGCGGGCCCGCUUUCGCCGGCGCUGCGCGCACAGUGCUCGAGAGGCUGCGCUCUGUGCAGCUGGCUUCGGUAUGAGUGAGAGUGGAAAAUGGGAACUCAAGGGCCUUCCCGAAGAUGAGGAGGAGCUGGGCCAGUGGGACGUUGUGAGGGACUUCCCGGAGGUGCCCGCCCAGGGGCUCCGCGCAGGCCUGUGGGAGCCCUGUUUCGCGAGAGCCUGGCAGCACCCUGAGGGCAUCUUGACCUUGGAGGCCCGAGCCCUGGUCAGCAGCAUCCAUCGUAUCGCCACCACGGCCAGGCGAGGCGCGAGGCUCGAGACGGGCCGCCGGCGCACGCGGCAGCUGGCGCCGUCUCGCCCGGAGCCUGGCCUGCAGCCGUCAGCCCGCGGCCAGGAGGCGAGGCGCACGCGGCAGCUUGUCCCUGCGCCGCCGAUAGCGCCGCAGCCGCUGCCGGCAGCUCGGCGGGAGCGUCAGCUGGGCGAGUCGGGGCUCCUGAAGACGGCUGUGCUGAGCCGUCCCCUGCCGCGGAGCCUGGGGCGAGUGGUGGAGGACCUGACAAGGGUGCCUGUGCCAGCGGAGCCCGCGAGGGGAGCGCGAGAGAGCGUCGGCUCCUCCGACAGCGGGAGCUCCGAGCCCGAGGUCGUGACCGGCGCCGCGCGGCAGCGCAGGCUCGCGCAGUCGCGGAAGCGCAGGGCCCGCCACUACGGGAUGCCCACCGGCGAGGAGGGCUUCUCUCUCCUGGAGCGGGAGGCCGUGCGAACCCCGACGCAGCGCGAGUACCAGAGGGCCUGGGACGGAUGGCGGGACUUUGCCCGUCGGAGCUGGCCCUCGGUGGACAUCGACGAGGUCAUGAAGAGCAGGGACGACUCCGUGGUAGACUCGGCGUUGGUGAGCUACCUGAACGGCUUGCACCAGGCUGGGACUCACCUCUCCUGGGCCGAGAAGUUGAUGGCUGGCGUCCUGCACUUCAACCACGACUUCUCGCGCAACGGUGCCCGGCGCCUCCCCCGGGGCUGGAGAUGCCUCCGGGCCUGGCGGCGCCUGGAGCCGCCGCGGACGAGGAAGCCGUGGGCGCUGGCGCUGUGGUGCGCAAUGGCGUGGCGCAUGAAGGCCCGUGGCAGCCUCCAGAUGGCGGUGUUCACUCUGAUAGCGGUGAGCGUGUACGCCCGCCCCAGCAGCCUUUUGCUUCUGAAGCCGGCCUGCCUGGUGCCGCCAGCGGCGGGGGCGUGCGAGUUCUGGACCUUGAGGCUCUUCCCGGAGGAGGAGGACCUGCGGGACAAGACGGGCCUGGGGGACGUGUCGCUAGAGUUAGACUCGCCCUGGAUUCGCUUCUUGGACCCCGUGCUGCGUCAGAUGAAGAAGGAGGGACACCCCGAGUGCCUGUGGAACUUCACGUACCCAGAGUACUGCAAGAUGUUCAGCCUAUGCCUCCAGGACCUGCAGGUAAAGGCCAAGCAAAACGUGUUCCUGGUCUGCGAUGCUCAGCUCGCGGACAUCAUUUUGGGUCGCGCCUCGCCGGUCGACUUGCGGGAGCUCGACCACGCCUGA
This is a messenger RNA of Prorocentrum cordatum, 4773 nucleotides long. The record is from the annotation of a GenBank genome assembly. Lineage: Eukaryota; Dinophyceae; Prorocentrales; Prorocentraceae.